Messenger RNA from Oncorhynchus mykiss (rainbow trout), 3973 nucleotides. RefSeq names its product hedgehog-interacting protein. The record is from RefSeq and is a predicted model, not a curated record. Lineage: Eukaryota; Metazoa; Chordata; Actinopteri; Salmoniformes; Salmonidae.
AAAGAGCAAGGGGAAACAUGUGAGCGCUCUGAGGAUCUAGUUGAGAGACAAUUUUGUGCUUACUUUUUUGACCCAAUGCACUGUGCUGAAACGGAUUUUAAAUCAGAAGGAAGGACACAAAUUAAGCUUACUGCAAUUCUCAGAGUUAGCUUAUUCUUUGCUUUGUUUUCUUUACGAGAGAAAAAUGUGUAUUUCUGGGGUAUGCCAUCAUAACCAGCACUACCAUUAAUUUAUUUUAAAUAACAUUUUUUUUCUUUAGCAAAUAUUUAAUUCUGAUUACUUUAUGCGUAUACCUUUAUUAAACUAAAUUAUUCUAAUCGUUUACCUGUGAUACAGCAUAUAGGUCUAUAUAAAUAUAGAGAAUAGAGUAUUUUGUAGGUUUGCACCGUUGCUUUCAACAGUGAUUUCUCUUCACAUCUUUUGGUUCCUACGUUUUUUCAAUAUGAGGCAUUUGAAAUUUGUACUCGUGUUGGCUAUUGCAGUCAACGUUUGGGAAUGUGGGGAUUCGAAAUUUGGCGAGAAGGGGGAAAUAAGCCCGAGGAGAAGGAGAUGUUACGACGGGAGCAUGCCCAAGCGACUGAAGAAGAGGGAAAGAAAACUGUCAGUGGACAGCGAUGCAAGCAGCGGGGAAGUUUGUCACAGGUUGUACCCUCGUGUGUCAUGCUGCCCAACCAGGCGUGCUGCUUAUCAGAUAGUCCACCGGCGUGAUGCCAGGAUCUUCUCUACCAAUAACACGGAGUGCAGCCGUCUCCUGGAGGAGAUCAAGUGUGCACAUUGUUCGCCCAAUGCCCAAGUGCUGUUCCACUCCCCCGAGUCGGACAAGGUCCCCCUCAGAGAACCCCACCUGCCACGCCUCUGCCAGGACUACUGCCGAGAGUUCUACUAUACCUGCCGCGGACACAUACCAGAGCUGUUCCAAGCCGAUGUGGAUGAGUUCUGUCAAUACUACGGACGGCGGGACGGAGGCCUGUGCUUCCCAGAUUUCCACCGAAAGCAAACACGGGGACAGGACUCCAACUACUUGGGAGAUGAGAAAGUCGAAGACAUCAACAGGAAGCACAAGCACAACUGCUACUGUGCCCAGGUGGUGCUGAGUGGGCUGAGGCAGCCAGUAGCCGUGGUGCACUGUGGGGACGGAUCCCAGCGCCUCUUUGUCCUGGAGAAGGAGGGCUUCGUCCGGGUGCUGACCCAUAACAUGGAGCUGCUGAAAGAGCCUUUUCUGGACAUCCACAAGCUGGUGCAGACCGGACUCAAGGCAGGAGAUGAAAGGGGUCUGCUAGGUCUCACAUUCCACCCCAAUUACAAGAAGAACGGCAAGCUGUACGUCUCCUACACCACCAACCAGGAGCGCUGGGCCAUCGGACCGCACGACCACAUUCUGCGCGUGGUCGAGUACACCGUCUCCAGGAAAAACCCAAAUGUGGUGGACAGUAGGACCAUGCGGAUGCUGAUAGAAGUGGCAGAGCUGCACAGGAAGCACCUGGGAGGACAGCUGCUGUUUGGCCCUGACGGCCUGCUGCACAUCGUCCUGGGAGAUGGCAUGAUCACCCUGGACGACAUGGAGGAGAUGGACGGCCUUAGUGAUUUCACAGGGUCUGUGUUGAGGGUGGACGUGGACACAGACUGCUGCACGGCUCCCUACUCCAUACCCAGGAACAACCCCUACUUCAACAGCACCAACCAGCCACCAGAAAUAUUUGCCCACGGACUGCAUGACCCAGGCAGGUGUGCCGUGGACCGGCAUCAUACGGAUAACAACGGGAGUCUCUUGAUCCUGUGCACGGACGCCAGCGGUAGGAACGCGUCUGCAGGGAGAAUACUGGCGAUCACUAAGGGGAAAGACUACGAGAACGAGGCGUCCAUCUUUGACCUGGCGACCAGUGGAGGAGCAGCACCUGUGGGAGGGUUCAUCUACAGAGGCUGUCAGUCCAGAAGGCUCUACGGGAGCUAUGUGUUCGGAGACAAGAACGGGAACCUGCGGAUCCUCCAGAAGGGCUCAGGGGCAGCGAGGGACCAGUGGCAGGAGAAAGCUCUGUGUCUGGGGACCAGCAGCUCCUGUGGCUCCGCUCUGGUGGGACAUAUCCUGGGCUUCGGAGAGGACCAACUAGGUGAAGUGUACAUCCUGGCCACCAGUAAAAUCAUGGCUCAGUCACACAGUGGGAAGCUCUACAAGCUAGUGGACCCUAAAAGGCCCGCGGCCCCUAAGGAGUGUCAGAGACAGGUGGAGGCCCCGGAGCUGCUGGGAACGGCCUGCUCACGGCAGUGUAAGAACGGACACUGCACCCCCACCGGGAAGUGUUGCUGCAGCACCGGCUGGGAGGGACCCUUCUGCAGAGUGGCUAAAUGCGAGCCGGCCUGCCGUAAUGGAGGCGUGUGUGUUGAGCCCCACAGCUGCCUGUGUAAGAGCGGCUACUCGGGCGCCCAGUGUGAGAAGGGCGAGCGGGGCAUGCCUAGCGACCAGGAGAAGGACGGCAUCCUGGACCACAUCAUAGACAUGACCUCGUACCUGCUGAACCUCACUAGCUACAUGGUAUAGGGGCAUGGGGAGGGGGUCCACUCCCACCGCAACCCCCCCCCCCGGCCCCCUUGCUCAACCACCGGAGAAGCCCAAGCAGAGCCUCCCUCCUCCGUGAUUCACCCCUGAGACACACCCCCCUGUCUGAACGUACCCUGUCCCCGUCAACACCCAGACUCUGGUCAUCUUCCUGCCCAUAAGCUCCGGUAGGCUACGUACACCAGGCAUCCGGGCCAAGCAUCCCUCCAGAGACCAUCACACAGACAGACACAGCAACGUGAUGGUUGAAUGCAUGGCAAUCGUCGUCUACGGUCUAAUGGUUGGACCUCCACCGUGGCUACAUAAGCUCUUUUAUACUCUUCUUCUCCAGGAGAAAGUUCUUCUCCUCUCUCUCCCACUCUGGAACCCCCAUGCAGAUGACUUGAUAUUAGCACUGCACCCCUGCUGAGAACAGAGGGAGACCCCCUCGCGGUUCUCUCCACACAACAACAAAAAAACAGCGGCCAUUUUGACUGAAGACUUACAGAGAAGGGGAGUCGGCUGAGCUGAAACACAGCGAGGCGGGCGGAGGCGUGGUGACUUAAGUUAUCCCCCAGGACUGGAGAGUGGACAGCCUAAUACUGGGGGUUAGCUUUGGGUCUACCUUUACCAACACAACACAGUCUAUAUACAGCCUUUAAAUGAACAUGCCAAUCUCUUCAGCAUCAGCAAUGCAAUAAUACUGACACUGACUGAAGAGUUUCUGAUAAUCUUACUGUGCCGUGUAUAGAGCCCCAUACAGAGUCCUGUACUAUCUUGUCUAAAGGCACUAAUAUGAACGACCAAUAGACCAAUGUCACAGUAAUAAUAAUGAUUAUUGUUAUUUUGACCCACUGUUUUCUCCGGGUGAUGUUUUGUGGGCACAUCUUCAUAGAAAAAGCUACGUUAUGAUACUUCAUGAUACAGCGGUAUAGAUUUGUUGUUCAUCGCUCACUUGACAUGCUGCCAAUGUACAGAAUGGAUCCAUAGCUGAAGAAUGAGUGUCUUUGGACUCAACAGGUAUCUAUAGAGUUUAUAUGGCUGUGUCCCAAAUGGCACCCUAUUCCCCGUAGAGUGCACUACUUUUGACCAGAGCCCUAUGGGCCCACGUCAAAAAUAGUGAGCAUCAUACGGAACAAGGGUGCCAUUAGGGACAGAGUCUAUGACAUUGUUAGGAUAGAGCUCGUAGCUUUGCUCUCCCAAUGUCAACGCCAGUUUGAUACAUUUGAAAUGGAGUCAUCAACUCCACGCACUGUAAUGUCAUGUUUUUUGUGUUUCACAAUCAAAAGGGCAGACGAUUAUGUUGGGACUAUAGUACGGUGUCAUACAGCAGUGACGUUGUCACACACUAACACAGUGGCACGCAGCAGGUCAAAUGAACACACACACACACACACACACACUAACACAGUGGCAUGCAGCAGCUCAAAUGAACACACA